AUGCCGUUGCAAGUUGCAACACCCGUCACUCAAAAUCCGCGUGGCGUUCAAGAGCGAAACGUCGCCGUUUCGAGCAAGGCUGCUGCUGCCAAUUUCACGUUUUCAUUCUCCAAAUUAAAGCCUCAUUCCCUCAAUCGACGGGUUUCUCGUGACCCUUCUCUCGUCAUCAUCGUCUUCCUCGUGCCCAAAUCGAUCCUCACGUUGUGGGUGCUGAUCAUAUUGGGCUAUAAACGCUGUCAUCGACCGUGA
This is a messenger RNA of Sphenostylis stenocarpa, 249 nucleotides long. Lineage: Eukaryota; Viridiplantae; Streptophyta; Magnoliopsida; Fabales; Fabaceae. The record is from the annotation of a GenBank genome assembly.